UGGUCAAAGAAGAGUAAAGAGGUUGUUUGCGUAGCGUUUGGUCAAAUUUGGAAACUAGAGUUCACGCGGAAACCAACAGUGUUUUCUUUGUUCACACCAUUAUUCUUCCUUCUCCUAAUCAAAAAUCUGUAUAAUGUAAAAUGAUUGAUUGCGCUACAGUUUUGAUGGAAUAUGAGUUUAGUGUACACACCCAAAAAAAAGAGAGGAUUAACUGCAACUUAAUCUGCGAAUGAGACAGCAAGUAUAAACUAUCUAAACUACUUAUUUACUUUGGUCCAAUGUUAUACAUGAAUCAACAAUCUGUAUAAUGUGACUGAUUGCGUUACAGUUUUGUACAUCUUGAUGUUUAGUGAACUAACCAAAAAAAGAGAUUAAGUGCAACUUAGGAAUUAAAUAUUUAAGUAAAAAAGUCAAUGAUAUUCGAUACACUUAAGAUGGAAUCUGAUCCGACAAACACAUAGUAGGCACUUAAAUGUCUGGAAUAAAAGCAACUCCAGUUCUUCCUCUAUAAAAUAAUCAGAGUAGAUGACAAAAUAAAGGGUACAGAUUGUUCCUUUUUCACCUUAUAUUUAAAUUUUAAGUGGCGCUGAUCGAAUUAUGAACAUAUCUUAAACGAAAAAUAGUCGUAUGUAGUAUGUAAAAUCGAGAACCGAAAGUCGAAGAUCUGUAAUGUUGAUUGUGAUGGGCUUUAGGCAGGCCAGGCCGAAAAAAAUCCUAUGAACAUCCCUAACGGCCUAAGAAAAGGCCAGCAGCUAUGUAGUUAAGUUUCAUACUAGAAAGCCAUGUUGCCUUUAUAAUUGGAAGGAACACCACCUUCUGGAUGUGACCUAGGAAUUGAAGUAGGAACUCAACACAAUGCCUGAUUUGUUGAUACUGUAAUCGUUUCGUUGGUAGUUUUAGUUCUUUAUGUAUCCAUAUAUUAAAGAUAUUGUUUUAAGUACGAAUGUGAUAUUCUUUACAUAUAAUAAAACACACAACAAGCAAGUAUUCUUCUUCCUCUUCUGUAAUGAUUGUAAUUAAGUUGUGGUUGAAAUAAAUAUCAAUAUAUGUUACUGUUCAUAGUCUUUAAGCAUAUGACAUUGAAUCUGGAAUAAGCCUUAUUGUAUAGGUCGGUUUCUUGGAAAGGAAGAAAACUUUAAAAUUCGGUCUAGAGGUUUGAAAAUGAGAGAAUGCGAUUAAAACUCUCUCUCUCUCCCCCCCCCCCCCCCCCCCCCCAAUUAUUAUUCCUAACAUACAUUGUUUCAACAUCAAUCAGUAGAUAUGUUUAGAAACAAACAUGACAAGUGCAAGCGUCUCACUAACAAAAACGUCCAAUUAUUAUUAUUAUUUUUUUAAACGUCCAAUUAAACUUUGAUUAUUUAAUUGAUUUUUGGUGGUAUCUUUGUUUAACAGUAUCAACAAUGAUUAUUUGUCAAAAAUACAAAAAUAGUAAAUCGAUUCAAAAUUUUUGGUUUUGAAAAAAAAAAGUACCGCAAUAAGCUCCUCGAUUCUCUUCUUUCCUUAUUCUUCAUCCAUUUCACCUUGGCAUCUAUCUAUCCGUAUGAAUCUCUGUUUUGAUCUCACUCCUUCACAUCUUGUUUGAUCCAUUACAUUUCACGAUCUGCGCUUCCUACAUGUGCCUGUAAAAUCUCGUUUCGUUGUUCUUUCGAGUCUUCAUUGAGGAGGGAGAACGAUGGGGGCCGUUGCUAGGACCGUGUUCCCCGUAUGUGAAAGCUUAUGUUGCUUUUGUCCCGCGUUGCGAGCCAGAUCCAGACAUCCCGUCAAAAGAUACAAACAACUUCUCGCCGACAUCUUCCCUCGUUCCCCGGAUGAGCAACCUAACGACAGAAAAAUAAGCAAACUAUGUGAAUAUGCUGCCAAAAACCCUCUUCGUAUUCCUAAGAUUACAACCUAUCUUGAACAAAGGUGUUACAAGGAACUGAGACUGGAGCAAUUUCACUCUGUAAAGACUGUCAUGUGUAUCUACAAGAAGCUCUUGGUUGCCUGUAAUGAACAAAUGUCUUUGUUUGCUAGUAGCUACCUUGGCCUCAUUCAUAUCCUUCUGGAUCAAUCCAGGCAUGAUGAGAUGCGCGUUUUAGGUUGUGAAGCUAUCUAUGAUUUUGUUACCAGUCAGACAGAAGGCACAUACAUGUUUAACUUAGAUGGGUUGAUCCCAAAAAUAUGUCCUUUAGCUCACGAACUUGGAGAAGAAGAAAGGACAAUACAUUUGUGUUCUGCUGGGCUCCAAGCUCUCUCAUCAUUGGUUUGGUUCAUGGGAGAAUUUUCACAUAUCUCAGUGGAAUUUGACAAUGUUGUCUCUGUUGUCUUAGAAAAUUAUGGAGGAGUUGUUCAAUCUUCCACUGGUGCUGUACAACAACAAGACAGCAACACUGCUUCUGAACUUUCUCCCGCAGAAGCUGAGACAAGGAUUGCUUCUUGGACAAGAAUUGUGGAUGACAGAGGCAAGGCCAUUGUAUCUGUGGAAGAUUCUAAGAAUCCUAAGUUUUGGUCGAGGGUUUGUCUUCAUAAUCUUGCCAAGUUAGCAAAAGAAGCUACAACAGUGAGGCGUGUACUCGAGUCACUCUUCCGCUACUUUGAUUUCAAUGAAGUUUGGUCCACGGACAACGGUCUUGCUUUAUAUGUUUUGCAGGACGUUCAGUUACUGAUAGAAAGAUCUGGGCAAAACACUCACUUCUUGUUGUCUAUCCUGAUCAAGCAUCUUGAUCACAAGAAUGUUCUGAAGAAACCUAAGAUGCAACUAGAUAUAGUUUAUGUUGCAACUGCACUUGCUCAACAGACUAAAGUUCAGCCAUCUGUUGCAAUAAUUGGUGCGUUGAGUGACAUGAUUAGGCAUCUGAGGAAGAGCAUUCAUUGUUCGUUAGAUGAUUCAAAUCUUGGGAAUGAGAUGAUUCAGUAUAAUCUCAAGUUUGAAACUGCAGUUGAGCAAUGCCUAGUGCAGUUAUCACAGAAGGUAGGAGAUGCAGGUCCUAUCCUUGACAUAAUGGCUGUCAUGUUAGAAAGCAUGUCAAACAUUACAGUCAUGGCAAGAACCCUAAUUUCCGCUGUCUUCCGGACAGCACAGAUUAUAGCAGCCAUACCAAAUCUAUCAUAUGAAAACAAGGCUUUUCCAGAUGCAUUAUUCCAUCAGCUGCUUCAAGCUAUGGUCUGUGCUGACCAUGAAUCUAGGAUGGGUGCCCACCGUAUAUUCUCUGUUGUUCUGGUCCCAUCUUCUGUUUGUCCAAACUCAGUUCCAAAGUCUAGAAGACCUGCUGACAUGCAGAGGACACUGUCAAGAACUGUGUCUGUGUUCUCUUCUUCAGCUGCAUUGUUUAGAAAACUGAAGAUGGAGUCAGAUAAAUCUGCAGAUGGUGCUGCAAAGAUUGAGAGAGUCUCAACGCUUAGCAGGUCACAGUCAAGGUUUGCUAGUAGAGGUGAAAGUUUUGACGAGGAGGAGCCAAAGAACAAUACAAGUUCAGUCUUGAGCCGGUUGAAGUCAAGUUACAGCAGGAGUCAGAGUGUGAAAAGGAACCCAUCAUCAAUGGUAUCUGAUCAGGAUCCUUUGGGAGGUUCGGAAGAGAAACCAGUGAUACCUUUAAGAUUAAGCAGCCACCAGAUUUGCCUUUUGCUUUCAUCCAUAUGGGUGCAGUCUUUGUCUCCUCACAACAUGCCACAAAACUAUGAAGCCAUUGCUAAUACAUAUAGCUUAGUACUUCUCUUUGGAAGGACUAAGAACUCAAGCAAUGAAGUCUUGGUGUGGAGCUUUCAGCUAGCAUUCUCUUUGAGGAAUCUUUCUCUUGGAGGACCAUUACAGCCAUCAAGGCGUAGAUCACUCUUCACUCUUGCUACAUCAAUGAUCAUUUUCGCAGCAAGAGCCUUCAACAUCCCUCCUCUUGUUAAUAACGCAAAAACCGCACUACAGGAGAAAACGGUAGACCCGUUUCUUCAACUGGUGGAAGAUUCCAAGCUAGAUGCUGUGUUCUAUGGACAAGAAGAGCAACCAGCUAAAGGUUAUGGAUCAAAAGAAGACGAUGAUGAUGCUUUGAUUUCACUUGUGGCCAUAGAAGAAACUACACAAAAUCAACCUAGAGAACAUUAUGCUGCCAUGAUAAUGAAGUUUCUUGGGAAACUAUCAGAUCAAGACUCGUCGUCUAUAAGGGAGCAGCUAGUUUCAGAUUUUAUACCUAUCGACGGUUGUCCUGUUGGAACACAGUUGACAGAAUCUCCAGUUCAUGUUCACCGUUCUGAAGAUAAAAACAACAAACCACGAGAAAUGGAUGAAACUCAGUCUCUUAUACCGGAGAUUGAUGCAGCGCCGACUCCACCAGAGGACCAGCUUGCUCUUGAUACACAACCUAAUGCCAAAACCGCGUUCCUCCUUAGCAUCGAUGAACUUCUUAGUGCAGUGUCUCAGACAACAGCACAGUUAGGGAGAUACUCAGUGUCUGAUCCGCCAGACAUGACAUACACAGAGAUGGCAGGACACUGCGAGGCUCUUCUCAUGGGGAAGCAAGAGAAGAUGUCUUUCAUGUCAGCAAAAAGCAACAAGUUCAGCAACCAAACUAAAGAGAGUACUAGUCCUGCUUUGCCUUCUGGUGGUGGUGGGAAUCCUUUUGUGGAUCAGCCAAACUCUUGGGAGACUAUGGGAUUGGGUGCACCAGCAGCAGCUUCGAAUAUGUGUGUCACUGAGUACCAAAACCAUCCUCCUUUCUUCAAUCCUCCAAGCUCCACUCCUUUUGACAACUUCCUUAAGCCCGUUGGUUCCUCCUGAUUAGUUCUUUACCUUUUGUUUCUCUUCUAUACUUACGAGAGCUAAUUUCCGCGCUGCGCGCGGAUUACAUAUUUUCAAUUUGUUUGAUUUAUAUAUUAAAAAUUGUGUAAUAUAUGAUUUGUAGCUAAAUUUGGAACAGUUUAUUCAUUACCAAUUUAAAUUGAAUAUUUUGUAGUAUUUCCAAAUUUUAAUAAGGUUUAUUUUUUCAAUUGUGUCAUAAAACUUAUGUCACUGUAAAGCAGAUUUACAUUAUAUGUAAAAUAACACAAUUAACAUAACAAAUACGAUGACAAUAAAUUGAGUUAUUUUAUAACUUUUUAAUGUAAUCAUUUUCAUUCUUUAUUCAUAACAAAGGUUUAGAAAUUUAUCAGUGUUUUUAGUUAAAAUGUUGAAAUUUUAUCACACAAAUAAUACAUGGGAACAAAUUUUAAUAUAUUUUUUAAUUUGUUAUGCUUAUUUUUUCUAUUUUCAUUUAACCCUCUGGGUUUGAUUCCAAAGUUUAAUAUACUAUAUAAUAUUAACUUUAUAUUUAAUGUUUUUCUAUUUUUAUUUAGUACAGAAAGAAUUUUAUUCUUAGAGAUUUCCUCAAUAUAACACAUAAGUUUUUUAUUUCAUAACCCGCUUUAUUACUUACCAAUUAAAUACAAAUAGAUAGUGUAUUUGCUCAAAAAAGCUCGCAAAAAGCGGUUUGGGACAUACAGUAAAACCUCUAUAAAUUAAUAACGUUGGGACUUUGAAAUUUUAUUAAUUUAUAGAGGUAUUAAUUUACAAAUUUUUCAUUAUUUAUAUUUUUAUUAUAAGAUAGAUUUAUUCUAAGAUAAGAAAAAUAUUUGACUUUAGUGUAUAUACAUUAAUUGUUAUUUUUUAAAAAAAUUAACAUUUAUAUUAAUUUUAUUAUAUUAUUUGGUGUAUAUAAUAUAUAAUGCAUAGAACGUAAAUGUGGUUUUAGAUAUAAUACUACUAAAUUUCAUCAAAGAUAUAUUAAGUGUUAAGAAAAUAUAAAGAUUUUUUCAUUGUGAAUAUAAAACAAAAAAUAUAAAAAUAGGUUCUUACUUAUAUAAAAUAUGUAUACAUAUAAAUUAUUAAUUUAUAAUUUUAAUGGGACCAUACAUUUACAUACAAUUUUCUAAAAAAAUAUAUUAUCUUAUUAUUUUAUUGAUUUGUGUCAAAUUUUAAACCGACCCAAGUUUGACCGAAAAAAUUUAUUAAUUUAUAAAAAUUAUUAAUUUAUCUAGUAUUAAUUUAUAAAGGUUUUACUGUAGAAUACUUAGGAGCUGCAUUGGCUCUUCUUUGUGGCUUCCUUGUAAUUGACUUGAAAAUUAACCGUCAUUGUACCAAUGUUUUUCUUGCACAAUUCCGCAUGAACCGAAUAGAAAUCGGAAUUCACAUCUUGUCUCAGCAUUAUCCAUGACUCAGUUCCUGAGAAGGAUUCCAUGCAAACCAAACUGAACCACAUAAACUAAAGUUCUCAGCUUUAACAACUUUAUGAGUACUUUGUCUGCAGUCCAGAGCUUAGUUAUGUCACGGCUUUAAGUAAAUUCCAAUGGUUAAGAACUAUUACCAUCUGCAACAAACAGAAACCGUCUGCGCUGAUGGAUCAAUAGACGUCUGGAAUAUAUAAAUAACACAAAAUACAGUGUUUUUGAAUAUCUGUCCAUAGAGUAAGAGCUGUCCAGAACAGAACAUAAUAAGCACGACACUCCCAAAAUUCUUCCUCCACUUAAUCAAAUUCCUAAUCUCACCACAGCUCACUGUGUGUAACUCCUUGACACUGAGGUGAGUCGACGGCAUCUCCAUGUCCUAUGGUCGCUGAUCCAAUUUACGUAACAUUAACAGAGGCUGUUGGUAUCCGACAGCAAGCAGCUGUGAAUUUCACAGUCAGAUCUGUAAAAAACCUUUCCCAUCCAUAACAAAGCUCAAAUCAAGAACCGCCACAAAGAAUCUGUGCUCAAGCAAUCUCUAUGAAAGCAAGCUUGGAACUAACCAAGACAGGAAGCAUUAACUCCUAAAACACGGAAAAAUGGUAAGACAUGUUAAACAGUUGCAGAGGAACCAUCACAAUUCGAUGCAAUGAGGCUUUAGGAGAAUGCUCAUCAAAUCUGAUAUCACACUGUUCAAAAUUCGUAUUCCUAGUGAAAUAACACGCAGAAUCAACAUUUUAUCUAACUUAGGUACAUAUACAACCCAUGGAAAACUCACCUCAAAGUGUACUAUAGCUAAUGAUCUUGAAUAUCCUUGCGGUCUUAAGUAUUAUUACAUUUCUAAUAUGAUAUUUGGUAACGAAACAAAAGAAGAUUCACUUUCUCACUUCUCAAUUAACCUCAAAGAAGAAGCAUGUCUCCUAGUUAUUGUCUGUGCAGUUUAUAAAUAGACCAUGAUUAUGAAGAGACCAUUCAAGUUCAAAUGGAAAAAGCCCACCUAUACAUGAAGCUAGGCUCAUGAAUGCUAAUCAAAAAGUAUUGGUGUCGAAAGGUGUCGAAAGUGGAUCGAUGGUAGCAUAAAGUAAAGGUUUUAGUAGAGUAAAACAGUGGAAUCCUAAAUAGGUAAAUUGUUGUGAAACACUUAAAAAUGCAAAAAAAAAAAGAAAAAAAAAAGAACAAUGGUCACCUGUUUAGCAAGCGUGCUUUUUCCCAUGUACUUUCUUCUCCUGUAAUGUCCACAAAAAUAAAUCAUUCUUAGGGAUCUCUACACGCUCUUUUUACAUAUAUUUUUUACAUAAGGUUUGAACGCAAAGACGUUGGGAAGGGCGCCAUACAUAAGUUGAUUAUGCAUAGAAUGAGUUCAAAUUGUUUUCAUCAUAUGAGGAAAACUGUGUACCAUCAUGACAAUCACUAUAGAUAAAUAAUUGACAUUCAAAUUAAUUAUAAUGGUUAAACACAUAUUUAUACAUGCACAAAUUCAAAUAUAGAAUUGGAUUAGUGUGUGUAUAAGCUUAUAGGGUAUAUAUAUAUAAUAUUUUUUAAGAAAAGUAUCAAGCUGCUGCUCCUGAUUCUGGAGCUCCUUUUGGACUAAUUCAUUCCAAAUCUUGUGCCACAUAAUGUCUCUAGCUAAUCCAUACCAUCCUCUCUUUUGUUAAUUUCCAAGGUUAAGUAUAGAGUAUUAUUAUUCAUAGAUGCUUAUUCAUAAUUAUUUUUAUAAAGAAACACCAUAAGCUGAUGUAGAUUUUUAAAGAAGAAUCUUUCAUUAUUCGAGAAGAAAAACUAACCUUGGUAGGGGAAACAUGACCUUCAAAUCUGAGAACUACAUACUUUCUAGAUGUUGAAGUAUAGUAGUGGCUCACCUAAAAACCUGUGACAUAAGGUAGAUAAAGUUGCCGAAACCAAAUCCUCAACCACAAUACAAAAAAUGACUUUUGAUCAUGGGCGGAUCUACUUAAGGUAAGUAGGAGGCAGCUGCCCCCCCCCUCCAUAAAAUUUUAAACUUUCCUUUAAAUGUUAAAGCAGAAUUAAGUUGCCCCCGUUGGAAAAUAUUAUACAUUUUGAAUAAAUUUGAAUGACAAAAAAAUAGAUAUGCGUCGAUGAUAACCUGGAAAUGAACGAUUCAUAAUUUAAUAGAUCUUAAAUUCCACCAUGAAUCAUAUAAGACAUUCCUUUUUCUACGUGACCAUGCAAUCCUGAGGUGAUUAAGCAAAUGACGUAUGGUAACAACUGAAAGAAAUAUUAGAACCAAUCAGUCAACAGCACAAGGGCGGGAAAAUGAGAA
Messenger RNA from Brassica rapa (field mustard), 8449 nucleotides. RefSeq names its product protein SEMI-ROLLED LEAF 2. The record is from RefSeq and is a predicted model, not a curated record. Lineage: Eukaryota; Viridiplantae; Streptophyta; Magnoliopsida; Brassicales; Brassicaceae.